AUGCCACUAAUUUACGCACUCGCUGCCCGAGGCAGCGUGGUCCUCGCUGAGCACUCAGACAUGGAGGGGAACUUCCCCACGGUUACUCGGCUUCUUCUCUGCAAGCUACCCACCAAUCAAAAAGAGAGAAUGUCUUACAUCUACGACCGCUAUGUCUUUCACUAUGAGGUGAUUCGCGGCAUCACGUUCCUCACCAUGGCAGACGAGGCGGCGGGGUUUGCGCUUCCCUUUGCUUUUUUGGAAGAUUUCGCCAAGUCCUUUCUCGCAAUGUACGGAGCGACUGUGAACACGGCGAUCGCACUGGCGAUGCAGAAUUCGUACGGACCCAGACUGAAGGAUCUCAUGGACUCGUUCAACGAGAACCACCAGGCGGAGGCCAUGGGUCGGUUGCGCAUGCAGAUUGACGGCAUUCACAAUGUGCUCAUCGACAACAUUGAUAAAAUCUUGCAGCGAGGCGAGCGCAUCGAUAUCCUCGUCGACCAGUCCGAGCGCCUAAAUCAAGAAAGCAUGCAGUUUCGGAGGCAGGCCCGACGACUGAAAAACGCUCUGUGGUGGCGGAGCGUGCGCGUCGGCCUCAUGUUUCUCCUUCUCGUCGCGCUGCUCGCGACAAUCAUCGGCAUGAUUUCCUGCGGCGGCGUCACCUUCCCCUCCUGUCGCAGUUCCUAG
This is a messenger RNA of Neospora caninum, 666 nucleotides long. RefSeq lists its product as hypothetical. NCBI's taxonomy places the organism in Eukaryota, Apicomplexa, Conoidasida, Eucoccidiorida, Sarcocystidae. Bases 1 to 666 code for a protein of 221 amino acids. Gene Ontology annotation, cellular component: membrane. Gene Ontology annotation, biological process: vesicle-mediated transport. The record is from RefSeq and is a predicted model, not a curated record. The transcript has 8 exons.